UGUCCACACCAUAUGCGUCCGAAUAAGACAUACUACAAGCACCAUUACAUCGGCUGGAGAGACAGAAAGAAUCCAGAUUUGUGGUACUAUUCUUGGAACGGGACAUCGUACUUCGAGAUAAACGACGACCUUACGGCCAACAUUAACAUUGCAUCGUGGAGUGCUCGGGGUGGCUGGAAGGACAACGCGUAUAUUUUCGCGCUUCCGAAGUUCUGCACGGCGUUCCGCACUGUGACCCCAACUCUCUGGCGGAAGACCAUGGUGGCUUUGUUUGACGACCCCAAUGCCUUCUGCCCCUUCCCUCCGGGCUCAUACUCAUUCAGCAACAUGUCAACCAACUUCGACAUCAAAGCCGUGCCUUCCUUCUUCUACGGCAAAUGGCGAGCCACGGCUAAACUUUCGCGUACUUCGUCCAAGGAGCUGCUGGCGUGUGCUCGAGCUUAUGGUUCCACAGUGCCUAGACUGAACCAGCUAAAUAGUUCGGUGCCCGUCGGCCCGCAUCGCAUCGAAUCCCCAGAUUGA
This is a messenger RNA of Thrips palmi, 522 nucleotides long. RefSeq lists its product as uncharacterized. The record is from RefSeq and is a predicted model, not a curated record. NCBI's taxonomy places the organism in Eukaryota, Metazoa, Arthropoda, Insecta, Thysanoptera, Thripidae. Bases 13 to 522 code for a protein of 169 amino acids. The transcript is spliced from 3 exons.